Messenger RNA from Aedes aegypti (yellow fever mosquito), 2099 nucleotides. RefSeq lists its product as uncharacterized. The record is from RefSeq and is a predicted model, not a curated record. The transcript is spliced from 6 exons. Bases 173 to 1822 code for a protein of 549 amino acids. Lineage: Eukaryota; Metazoa; Arthropoda; Insecta; Diptera; Culicidae. Gene Ontology annotation, molecular function: protein binding.
CGAAUGCACGUAUUUUGUUUUCAGUUUACUGGUGACCAUCAACAGUACAGGAUAUAGUAAAAUAGUUUUAGAAUAAUUAUUCUUUUUAUGCAUUGAGUGUCGAAUGAAUCUUGUCCAGUGAAAUUUUCGGUUCAAAUAGAGGAACUGAUAUCCUAAUAAAUCAUCACUAAUAAUGACAACGACAAUGUCGCAUCCCGUCGUUGAUAACAGCAACCCGCGCUACAUCGUGUGGAAUGGGGUUCGUUACAGACGCCUUUGGACACAUCCGGUAACCGCCGAAUCACUUCCGGGAGAACUGCUUGAAAAAAUCCUAAAACACCUAGACUGGACCGACUUGAAGUCGGCAAUGCAAGUGAAUAAAUUCUGGGCCGAUACAGUAUUAGGUUAUCAACGGUGGUGGGAUGGAAAACCACUGACAUCGCACUUGCAUUUGACUGUUAUGCCAUGUGCAGAAGAAAAUGGCUCAGAUUACCAGCAUUACAGAUUGGAAGACUAUCACCAGAUACUUAUAAAAAGUCGCCGGAGGUACAAACACAUUACCAUUUACUGGGGAAGUUGGGACAGAUGCCAAAAAACCAAUCAGGUCAAGGAUCAGAUGGUUUUGGACAUAAUCAAGCGCUUCAAAGAAAGACUGGUAUUGUUAAAAAUAAUAUCCGGAAAGUACGAUAUGCCUCCAUGGAUAAUGAGUGAUAUACUGAGAACCUGCAUUUAUCUAAAACAUCUCGACAUCAAUGGAAUGCAGAUUGUACCCGAAGCAAGAAAUUACCAAUAUUGCAAUACAGACACAUUUCGAACCGGGAUCAAAUCGCUGUAUGACAGUAAUCAAAUCUUCAGUCCUAAUCCGUUGGCAUCGAACUUGUUUGCCAAUCUUACCACCUUGCAGGUGAAGAUAACUCCAGCUAAAAAGCAUAAGAAUCUGUUCCGCAAGAUAAGUCCACAGUUGGUCGAACUUAUUUUGAGCUGGGAGCUCGACAUGAACUCGCAAGUGCCAUUUCCGAAUGAUGAAUUUCCACUAUUGGAUACCUUGACCCUUGAGAGCGCAAGAACGGGACCGGAUACUAAGCUUGGACAGUUCUUGCAACGGAUGCCAAAACUGAGGAAGCUUGUUCUGUCUCCACAUCAAGAUGAACACGUUUCCGUACUGUCAUGGAUUAACUCGGAAAAUCUGCACCAUCUGGAAGUGACGCCUUAUUCCUUGUGCCCGAAGAAGUUCGCGCUUAUCGCGAAGUUUCCAAACCUGGAGACUAUUUGCAUCAGGGGAGCUCAUGCCAUGCCAAAUGGACCGAAAAAAGAGGGUAUCGUGUUUGACAAGACCAAGCGUCUAGCGCUUUAUGGCCAUGAAUGGCGACCGCAUCUGACAAAUUUCCUAACCUUUUUCCCUAACUUGGUUGAACUUGAGCUAGAAGCCAAAGCAUGUUGGAGCCCUGCGGAUGCACGUUGCAUUAGUAAUUUUGCUUCACUACAGCGGUUAAUUAUUAACGAGGGACUUGGAACUUUGGAAUCUUUCAUGGAAUUUUGCGGAGGACUGAAGGUACCGGAGUUGACAAUCAAUACCCAAAAUAACGCCUUUAUCGUCAAAGCUAAAUCUAAGCCAUAUACUAAAGCUCCGCACAUUAGAAAGUUGUCCUUCAAUGCUUACAUGAUUGAGCCCAGUAUUUAUAAACCAAUGAUGAGUGCAAUGCCAAAUUUGAGACGGCUGGAGCUGACAUUACAGAUUCCAUGUGUUAAUGAAAUCUAUCGGAGGAUUUGCGCAAAAUUCCCAUUGUGUGUUACUGUACGGAAGAACUACGAAAAAUAUGAAUCAGUAUUCGAUAAUACUUAAGAUUGAAAGUAAUUUGAGAACUAGGAAACUUCUCAAACCUUUUGGGAAGUUUCCUAAUAUAUGAUGGAAAAAGGACCUCUGGAGCCGGGCUUCGAAAAGAGGUAGUCAAGCACAAACACAUUAGUCAUAAUAUAAGAUAAACCAAAGAGUCUACAUACUGAAAGUAAUGUGCCUUUCCUAACUAGCUUUGAUAAUCUGAAAUAGAAUUUAAUAUUUGUUAGAGAAAAAAAACGGACACUAGAUUUAAAUAUAGAACGACCCAUUGGUCAAGCAGAAA